Messenger RNA from Aspergillus uvarum CBS 121591, 1617 nucleotides. RefSeq lists its product as uncharacterized. Gene Ontology annotation, molecular function: zinc ion binding; DNA binding; DNA-binding transcription factor activity, RNA polymerase II-specific. The coding region runs from base 1 to 1617 and encodes 538 amino acids. Lineage: Eukaryota; Fungi; Ascomycota; Eurotiomycetes; Eurotiales; Aspergillaceae. Gene Ontology annotation, biological process: regulation of DNA-templated transcription; DNA-templated transcription. The transcript has 3 exons. The record is from RefSeq and is a predicted model, not a curated record.
AUGGACGCCGAUAAUCGUCCAAGAAAGGCAUGCGACCUAUGUUAUACUCGCAAGAUCAAAUGCGACGGGCAGGAGCCCCGUUGCUCCAACUGCAUCAACUAUGCGACAGAGUGUACACAUAUUGCUCUGCGCCGUAAAGCCAGACCGAGAGCACAACGUCGCGCGACUCAGAAUUUCUCAUAUCGGCCAAAGGCCCCGAAUCGGGCAAUCCAUCAAGCCGAACGGCUCGAGGAGAUCACAAGAGAAGCACCGGUUGACGAUCAAGCAUCCGAGGAUCCGAACCAUGCAAUUGGCACGCUAAAGCUCCCUCCACUGCCAGAGGCUAUGGCAAUGGUUGGAAUAUUUCUCAAUACAGUUAACACGGCGCUACCGCUAUUUCAUGCCGACACGCUCUUGCGUAUGGUUGGGCAGUGUUAUGCCCUCCACCCGCGACAACGCGAUCCACUCGUUUGGGCUGCUAUCAAUACCGUCUUCGCUCUGGCCAGCCAACAUAGGCCCAGUAGCACGAUUGAAGGUGUCUUUCAUCGUCAGACUGAGCACAUCAGCGAAUAUCUCAGCAACGCACAAUCAGUAGUCUCAACAGUGAUGACAGGAGACGUUUCCCUACUGAAUGUACAGACACUUCUGGGCAUGGUGAUGGUGCUCCAGACGGCGCGUGACCCGACUCCAGCUUUGACGUUGGUAUCUGCCACAAUGCGUCUUGUACAUAAACUAGGCCUACACAACCGUGCUGCAUCAGCGCAUCUCGACCUCGUUCACCGAAGACAACACUCUCGCGUUUUCUGGAUAGCAUACAUUCUCGACAAAGAUCUCAGCCUGCGGGCUGAAAUACCACCCGUUCAGCUCGAUGACGAUAUUGACGUGGACCUGCCUUCCUCCUUGCCGGUGUCCCUGGAUGACAAUGACAACACUGCUGGUACCCUUGCCACCGAUAAUGGGAAAGCAAGGCUGAGUUACCUCUUCGCCCGUAUUCAGCUUGCCAGCAUUGAGGGCCGUAUCUAUAGGUAUCUCUACUCGACGCAAGCCUCAAAGCAGAGCCCUCUGGAAAGGGCAUUGCUACGAGAUAGCAUUAGCAUCGCAUUGGAUGAAUGGCGAGCGUCCAUCCCGCUCGAAUUCGGCGCCGCGGUUGUCACCAUGACCGCGAAAACCAAGCCUGCGAGUUUGGGCUUCUUGUGCGUGCUUCACUCAAGCGGUCUGCAGUGCAGGAUGCUCAUCAACCGAGCUCAGGCGAUGGACGAGCAAUGGAUAACCGGGGUCCGCAAUUAUAGUAGGGGCAUCAGCCCACUACGGAUACCGCCAUGCUGGGAAGGACUUGUAAACGAGGCUCGAGACUUCGUGCUCUUAUUCCAAGAAAUCUGGUCGAGAGACAGUUGGUUCCGAUGGAUAACAACCUGUCCUUACAUAUCUGCUACAAUGCUGUUGACAGCGAACAACCUCCACAACAUCCGGCAUAAGAAAGUCGAACUAGACACCGAACUGAUUGACGCCGCCCUCUCCUGGCUGAAUGACCUCAUAUUAGAGGAUCCAUCGGAUGCUAAGAAGAGGUUUCGAAAUAUCCUCACAGAGGCCGUUCAUAAGGUGAAGCACAAGCUUGCUGUCAAUGAUAGGCUCGAGUGA